GUGAUAGUUAUAACCAACGAACCACCCUAUAACAGAAUCUUACGCGCUUCCUUUCCCACCCUCUCCGUUGCUACUCUUUCUCUCUCUAUUCCAAAUCAACAACACAGAGCAGCUAGUGCUGAAUCUGCUCAUACACGGAUCACGACGCUUUCCUCUGGUAAUCUCAUCUCAUGGAAGACCGCAAGGAGAAGAAUGGUUCUGCGCCAUGGCUAUCAGUUCCACAGUUUGGUGACUGGGAUCAAAAGGGAGAAGUUCCUGAUUAUUCAAUGGAUUUCUCCAAAAUCAGGGAAAUGAGGAAACUGAACAAGAGAGAUGCAUCAAGAGCCAGCCUUGGAAAUGAAGAAGAGCUUGUUUCUUCCUCUUCAUCUUCCUCUAACAGGCCUUCUUCUACAGUUAAUGCUGUUGUUGAUGCUCCUCACCAUUUUCACACACAUCAAAAUCACACUUCAACUGUAAGUUCCCCUGAACCCAUCAACAGAAAGCUCUUAAUUGAUGAUUGA
Messenger RNA from Impatiens glandulifera, 500 nucleotides. RefSeq lists its product as uncharacterized. Lineage: Eukaryota; Viridiplantae; Streptophyta; Magnoliopsida; Ericales; Balsaminaceae. The record is from RefSeq and is a predicted model, not a curated record. The transcript is spliced from 2 exons. The coding region runs from base 171 to 500 and encodes 109 amino acids.